Pistacia vera is the source of this 1657-nucleotide messenger RNA. RefSeq names its product hydroquinone glucosyltransferase-like. Lineage: Eukaryota; Viridiplantae; Streptophyta; Magnoliopsida; Sapindales; Anacardiaceae. The transcript has a single exon. Gene Ontology annotation, molecular function: UDP-glycosyltransferase activity. The record is from RefSeq and is a predicted model, not a curated record. Bases 73 to 1509 code for a protein of 478 amino acids.
UCACUCUAUAUAUCUUCCCAAAUUAUAACCCCAUUUUCUUCACAUCUCAGCUACAACAUAACAAAAGCUGCCAUGGAGACGCAGCAACACACACAACAAACACAACCCCACGUAGCCAUAGUGCCUACUCCAGGGAUGGGUCACUUAAUCCCUCUUGUUGAAUUGGCUAAGCGACUUGCUCUUAGCCACAACUUUCUUGUCACUUUCAUUAUUCCUACUGACGGCUCACCCAUGAAACCCCAAAGACAGGUUCUUCAAGCUCUACCCAACUCUGUUUCCUCAAUCUUUCUUCCUCCUGCGAGCUUUGAGGACCUUCCUGAGGACGUUAAAAUCGAAACUCGGAUCACACUCAGCUUGGUUCGCUCCCUCUCGGCCUUACGAGAGACCCUCAAGGUCUUAACUGAGUCAACGAAGUUUGUUGCGCUAGUUGCUGAUCUCUUUGGCGCGGAUGCGCUGGAAGUGGCCAAAGAAUUCGGUAUUUUGCCCUUCAUCUUUUUCCCUACAAAUGCCAUGGUACUGUCUUUGGUCCUUCAUUUGCCUGAACUUGAUGAGAAGUUCAGUUGCGAGUUUAGGGACUUGCCUGAACCCGUCCAAUUUCCUGGUUGUGUCCCAAUACACGGGCGUGAUCUCGCGGACCCGGUUCAAGAUAAGAAAAAUGAGGCAUACAAAUGGAUUAUGGGCAUAGCUAAACGGUACCCUUUGGCCGCUGGGAUUAUGGUCAACAGCUUUAUGGAUUUGGAACCUGGGGCCUUUAAGGCUUUGAUGGGGGGUGAUGGAUCAGGUUUUAGUCCUCCGGUUUAUCCGGUUGGACCGCUGGUACAGAAUGCUUUAAUCAUUGAGGCCGAACAUGAAAAUUCAGGCUGUUUGAAGUGGCUAGAUGAGCAGCCGAGUGGGUCAGUACUGUUUGUUUGUUUUGGGAGUGGCGGGACUUUAUCACAAGAGCAAUUAAAUGAAUUGGCCUCAGGACUUGAAAUGAGUGGCCAAAGAUUUCUCUGGGUCGUUAGAGGUCCACAUGAGAAAGCUGCUAAUGCUACAUAUUUUAGUGUCCAAAGCAUUGAGGACCCUUUUUAUUUCUUACCAAAGGGGUUCUUGGAUAGUACCAAAGGGAUGGGUCUAGUGGUUCCAUCUUGGGCUCCUCAGGUUCAAGUACUGAGCCAUGUUUCAACCGGAGGAUUCUUGAGUCAUUGUGGGUGGAACUCAACCCUAGAGAGCAUUGUCCAUGGCGUGCCCAUAAUUGCAUGGCCACUCUAUGCAGAACAAAAGAUGAAUGCGGUAUUCCUCUCAGAUGAUCUGAAAGUGGCAAUGAGGGUUAAAAUGAAUGAAAAUGGAUUAGUUGGGAAAGAAGAUAUAGCGAAGUAUGCAAGGGGGCUAAUUAAAGGAGAAGAAGGAAAAUCGUUAAGGAAUAAGAUGAGAGAACUUAAGGAUGCUGCUGCAACUGUUCUGGGCCAAGAAGGGUCAUCUACUAAAUCACUUGCCAAAGUGGCGCAAAUAUGGAAGAACCAGAUGUAAUAACAAUUUAACGUGGCUUUGCUUAAUUUUCUGAUAAUAAAUGCUUUGCUUUGGCUAUGCGAAAUAUUAAAAUUUUAGCUUUAUAAUGUGACAUUAGCGUCACUUCUUGUAUGUAUGCAACUAUCAAUUAAAGGGUUCGUUAAGAAUA